Macrobrachium nipponense is the source of this 462-nucleotide messenger RNA. Its product is annotated as serine/arginine repetitive matrix protein 1-like. The transcript has 2 exons. Bases 1 to 462 code for a protein of 153 amino acids. The record is from RefSeq and is a predicted model, not a curated record. NCBI's taxonomy places the organism in Eukaryota, Metazoa, Arthropoda, Malacostraca, Decapoda, Palaemonidae.
AUGGCUGAAAAGCGGCCGUCGUCUCCUGGCUCCCGCAGGGCGACCCGCCCCCCCUCGACGAUGCCCAAAAAACUGCCAUCAGUCUCAUCAUGCAUGGUUCAAGGGGUGCCCUGUCAGACUGGAAAAAUCUGGAGGAUGAAGGGCAUUUCCCCACCGCCAGCAAGACCUCGAGAACGACAACCAUCGCCCUCAAGACGACCACCAUGUCAACCACGUAUCGAUCCAAGAACUAACCGACCACCUCCACCACAAGCUCCUCAACCUUCCCCUGCAGAACACCCCAAACCUCGUUAUUCCCCCAGCCUUCUUGCAUCGCCGACGACGUCGACUCCUGCUCGUGUUGAAGCAGGAACUCAGACAGAACAACCAAAACAACCAGUUGAAGAUAUGCAGGUCGAGACAAUCACAGAAGCUCCCGCUUUGUAUGCCGAAGCUGGAACACAAACAGAGUUUCCCAGUUAA